Messenger RNA from Thamnophis elegans (Western terrestrial garter snake), 1125 nucleotides. RefSeq names its product dynein axonemal intermediate chain 1 (gene DNAI1). Gene Ontology annotation, biological process: outer dynein arm assembly; cilium movement. The transcript is spliced from 12 exons. Bases 49 to 1125 code for a protein of 358 amino acids. The record is from RefSeq and is a predicted model, not a curated record. Gene Ontology annotation, cellular component: outer dynein arm. Lineage: Eukaryota; Metazoa; Chordata; Lepidosauria; Squamata; Natricidae. Gene Ontology annotation, molecular function: dynein light chain binding; dynein heavy chain binding.
GCCGAGAAAGCCGAGGACGGCGGAGGCGGCGGCGCUACUGCUCUCGACAUGCCCGCGAAGGAUCUCUACCGGCGCAAGCAGAGUCAAAUUGGAAUUCGACCUUCAAAAACAAAUAUAAGAAGAAGGGAUGAAGAGGGGGGCGUGGAAGUGGGUGAGGGGGCCGACGAAUGGUCCCAGACCAAGACAUUAAUCAAGCCUCCAGACCAGCUGGACCUGACUGAUGCGGAACUGAAAGAGGAAAUAACCCGCAUUCUGACAGCCAACAAUCCCCAUGCUCCGCAGAACAUUGUCCGAUACAGUUUUAAAGAAAAGGCCUACAAGCAGACCUCCGUGGUGGAGCAGAUGGCAGUUCACUUCUCCCUUUGUGGGAACCUGAUCUUCAAAGAUUCGGACGAGGGCCGCCGGCAGAGCGUAAGACACAGCUCCUCAGUGGGUCCCAUUUCGUCCCUGGUUCUGGACUUCGCUGCCUUCGACGCUGAACUGAGAGAAGCGGAAACCGAAGGAGGCGAAGAAGAAGAAACGGAAGUGGCAAUAACCGAGAAACAGGAAUUGCCGGAAAUCCUGGUCGAGAGAGAGGAGGAGGUCCACACACGAGGCGUACAGGAGCGGAAGCUGACCAACCAGUUUAAUUUCAGCGAAAGAGCCUCCCAGACCUACAACAACCCUGUGCGGGACAGGGCCUGCCAGAUGGAGCCCCCACCAAGAGCCACUUUCUCGGACACCGCUAACCAGUGGACCAUCUACGACGUUUACGUGGAAGAGCUUCAAAAACUGGAGAAGUCAAAGGAGAAAGAAAAACAGAAAGCUCCCGUGACCAAGAAAGAAGACAAAAUGAUGGGAAGGAAAUUAACCUCUCUGGAAUCACAGAGUGACGACAUCAACAAAGUGGCCAAGGCAGCGAAGAUCGUGGAGCGGAUGGUCAACCAGAACACUUUUGAUGACAUCGCUCAAGAUUUCAAGUACUUCGAAGACGCCUCCGACGAGUAUCGGGACAACAUGGGGACGCUGCUGCCCCUCUGGAAGUUCCAGUACGACAAGGCCAAGCGCCUGGCCGUCACCGCCCUCUCCUGGAACCCCAAGUACAAAGACUCCUUUCUCGUUGGACACGGCUCCUGUAAGUUGUGA